CCUCUUUACCUUGAUGACCCUGGGUCAGUGCAUAAAAGGCAGUCUGCUACCAGCUCCACGCACGGUUGUAACAAAGCACUUGCAACUCAAUCAUCCGAACCAACGUCAACAUCUCACAUUUAUCAAGAUCACUUCAUCUGCCGCAAAAAUGCCCACCUACAUUGUCACUUGCAAGGAGGACGCCACUCCCGAACAGGUUGCCCAGGCUAAGAAGCACGCCGAGGAGCAGGGAGGCAAGAUUGGAAACAGCUACGACAUCAUCAAGGGCUUUUCUGUUGAAUUCCCCGCGGAUUCUGUUUCCACCCUCGAGAGCCACGAGCAUGUGAAGGCAGUGGAGAAGGACCAGGAGGUCAAGACCUGCUAGGGAACUAGGUAGUUGAAACCAGUCAAUUAGACAUGCGAAAUGAUGGCUUAUGGUUUUAUGUACGAAGUAAUUGAAUCAGCGUACUAUUCAAGUUGAAAUCCUGAAACCUACAACUACAGCGUACCUAUUGUCGCGAUGAUGGUUCUUGUGGCAACCUUCUCUUUUAUCCAAAAUGG
Pyricularia oryzae 70-15 is the source of this 540-nucleotide messenger RNA. RefSeq lists its product as uncharacterized. Lineage: Eukaryota; Fungi; Ascomycota; Sordariomycetes; Magnaporthales; Pyriculariaceae. Bases 14 to 364 code for a protein of 116 amino acids. The record is from RefSeq and is a predicted model, not a curated record. The transcript has 4 exons. Gene Ontology annotation, biological process: vacuole fusion, non-autophagic. Gene Ontology annotation, molecular function: endopeptidase inhibitor activity.